AGAGCAGAAAAGGCUAAUGAAGUUCCCGAUUGGUGGGAACCCCAAGGAAACGGUGAAGUCAGUGAUUACGCACCAAUAGACCGAGAAAAGUCGUCCACCCAGAGUCGAUUUAUCCAGAAUUCAACUACUCGUCACUCGCUUGCUGGAAUAAGCUGGAAUGGGUGCUGCAAAUGGGGAAUGCCUUGGAUGGGCUGCGAGAGAUCCGUCUGGACUUCUCUCACCUUACAAAUUCACCCGCAGGUCUGUUGGCAGUGAUGAUGUUUCAAUAAGCAUAUUGUAUUGUGGAGUUUGUUUUGCUGAUGUUGUUUGGACCAGGAACAGAUUGGGGCAUUCUAAUUAUCCGUUGGUGCCGGGACACGAGAUUGUUGGGAUUGUAACAGAGGUUGGAUCCAAUGUCCAGCGAUUCAAAGUCGGUGACCAUGUUGGAGUUGGAACUUAUGUUAAUUCUUGCAGAGAGUGUGAGUAUUGCGAUAGUGAAUUAGAAGUUUAUUGCUCGAAGGGAGCGAUCUUCACGUUUGAUGCUGUAGAUGUUGAUGGUACCAUUACUAAGGGAGGAUAUUCUAGCUACAUUGUAGUUCAUCAAAGAUACUGCUUCAGGAUACCUGAAAAAUACCCUCUACAGUUAGCAGCACCUUUACUCUGUGCUGGAAUUACUGUUUACGCUCCAAUGAUGCAGCAUAACAUGAAUCAACCUGGAAAAUCUUUAGGGGUGAUAGGGCUAGGCGGGCUCGGCCACUUAGCAGUGAAGUUCGGCAAAGCCUUUGGACUGAAGGUAACAGUUCUAAGCACAAGCAUAUCCAAGAGGGAAGAGGCAUUAAAUGUUCUCGGGGCAGACAAUUUUUGCAUCUCUUCUGAUGAAAAGCAGAUGAGGGCUUUGCAGAAAUCAUUUGAUUUCAUCAUAAACACAGCAUCGGGAGAUAUCUCAUUUGAUUUAUAUUUGUCGCUAUUGAAGACUGCUGGCGUGUUUGUUUUGGUUGGAUUUCCUAGCGAAGUGAAAUUUAAUCCAGGAAGCCUUGCCCUAGGUGGAAAAGCAAUCACCGGAAGUAUAACCGGUGGAACGAAGCAAACACAAGAAAUGUUGGAUUUUUGUGCUUCCCACAAGAUUUACCCUGAAAUCGAAUUGAUUCCGAUUCAGUAUUCAAAUGAGGCCCUAGAGAGGCUGAUAAAGAAGGAUGUGAAGUAUCGGUUUGUGAUUGAUAUUGCUAACUCUCUCAAGUGACAUAAGGAGUGUUGCAGUUGGCCUUUUCCUUUGGCAAGGAUUAUGCAUUAAAGCCCAUGGUGAUGAAACAGAAACCAAUAUUCUUAGCUAUUACAAAUCAUUGCCUCUGUUUGCUUAAAUAAUUUGCUGCAUCUUUGUUUCUACAAAUAAUCUUAGCUAAGUUUAAGGAGUGAAGAUACUGAACAUUCCAUUCACACAGCUCCAUACCAAAACUUGUGUUUCAUCACCUUAUGUUAAUAGGGCACCCAAAAUUUCUUCUCUUUGUUACAACUUUGAAUUCAUACAGCUUACUGUUUCUGCAUUAUUGCAUUUUUAAUUUGGCCUUCAAUUUAUGUCAGUUUCUGGUGCUCA
Messenger RNA from Sesamum indicum (sesame), 1570 nucleotides. Its product is annotated as cinnamyl-alcohol dehydrogenase. The record is from RefSeq and is a predicted model, not a curated record. Lineage: Eukaryota; Viridiplantae; Streptophyta; Magnoliopsida; Lamiales; Pedaliaceae. Gene Ontology annotation, molecular function: oxidoreductase activity, acting on the CH-OH group of donors, NAD or NADP as acceptor; zinc ion binding.